Molecule: messenger RNA, 3281 nt
Organism: Carcharodon carcharias (great white shark)
Lineage: Eukaryota; Metazoa; Chordata; Chondrichthyes; Lamniformes; Lamnidae
Product: transient receptor potential cation channel subfamily V member 6-like
Exons: 15
Coding region: 168-2291 (707 amino acids)
Biological process (GO): calcium ion import across plasma membrane
Cellular component (GO): membrane
Molecular function (GO): protein binding; calcium channel activity
Source: RefSeq, a predicted model, not a curated record
UCGUAUAAGAUUUUAUCUGAUUGUUUGCCAACAAGCGGCAAAGCAAGUUUUUGUUUCCUAAAGCUAAGCUCCAACGUUUCAUUCUAAUAAAUCAGCUGGAGACCAUUGCUGGAAAAGGUCCCUCUUGAUUUUUGGCAGUGUCUCUGUGUCUGGAGUCCAGGGACAAAAUGCCGAGGCUCUUAUGGGAAUGCUGGAGGUUGACCUUCCUGAAUUGGCUGCGUGGGCUGGUCCCGGAUUUGCAGUCCGAGGAAGGGUUGGGUCCAGAGGUGUUCGAGCUGCAUGUGCUUCAGCAGAAGAGGAUCAAUGAAUCACCUCUACUUUUUGCAGCCAAAGAAAAUAAAGAUCAGGAUAUUUUUAAACUUGCACAAUGUCCAUCAUUUAAUCUUUUGGAAACAGGCACUAUGGGGGAGACAGCGUUACAUGUAGCAGCCAUGUACAAUGCCAAUAAGGCAGCGAUCGCACUCCUUGAUGUAGCGCCUGAACUCAUGAACAUUUCAAUCACGGGGGAGCUGUACGCAGGGGAAACAGUCCUUCACAUCGCUGUGGCAAAUGGGAAUGUGAGUCUGGUGAAAGAACUGAUUAGUCGGAAAGCUGACGUGGUAACACCUCGAGCAACUGGGACCUUCUUCAGAAAAAACAGUAGGAGUAUCAUAUAUCAUGGUGAGCACGUGUUGUCUUUCGCUGCUUGUGUUGGGAAUGAAGAGAUCGUCCGGAUUCUGAUUGAAAAUGGGGCCGACAUUAGGGCACAGGAUUACCUGGGUAACACUGUUCUUCACAUUCUGGUGCUCCAAUCAAAAAGUCCUCUCAUCCCACAGAUGUAUGAUUUAAUCCUGUCCUACGACAAGCCAGAGAAUGAGACUGCAGUUGACAUGAUCGUUAACAGUAACAGACUGACCCCCAUCAAACUUGCAGCGGUCGAAGGAAAUGUUCAGAUGUUCCAACACCUGUUAAAGAGGAAGGAACAUGAUGUACAACAGCCCUAUGGUCCCGUCUCCAGCACUUACUACAGCCUGUCUGAGAUCGAUUCAUGGAAUGAUGACUGCUCUGUGCUGCAACUAGUGGUCACCAGUAAAACCAAGGAGGCCCUGAAAAUCCUCCGCCUUUCCCCGCUGAAGGAGCUGCUCCAUUUAAAGUGGAAUAACUAUGGGAUGUAUUAUUUUCGGAUCCUGGCAUUCCUGUACCUUGUCUACAUCACCAUAUUCACGUUCUGCUGUGCCUAUCGCCCACUUAAACCAAGGACUGACAAUGCCAGCAGUGAGAAAGACUCCACGUUAUAUGUUCCGAGAACACUGCAGGAAAGUUACGUAAAUCGUGAAGACCAUGUGCGAUUAGUGGGUGAGAUUUGCAGUGUGCUUGGAGCUGUCAUCAUCCUUCUCUUGGAGAUUCAUGACAAAUUGAAAUAUGGACCCAAGGAAUACUUUGGAAAAACUGCCCUGGGUGGACCUUUUCAUGUUAUCAACAUCUGCUAUGGAGCCCUAGUGUUGGCCGUACUAGCAUUGAGACUGACAUCCUCGCCUGGUGAGACAAUCCCCAUGUCCUUCGCCCUUAUCCUUGCCUGGUGUAACCUCAUGUACUUCGCUCGAGGCUUCCGCUUGCUCGGACCAUUCACCAUUAUGAUCCAGAAGAUAAUAUUCGAGAUUAUACUGCCGUACUUGGUACUGAUGCUCAUUUUGCUUCUGGCAUUCACAUGCAGUACCCAUCUGUCCUUCCAAGUCUUGGAUCCUGCAAAGUGGGAAUACUUUGUGGAUUUCAGCACUGUUCUCUUCACCAUGUAUCUCCUCUUCUUCGGGCUCGUUAACAUGCCACUCAAUUGGGAAGUGAUCCAGCCUGACAUGGCACGAUUCCUGUACGCCAUGUACACCUUGCUUGCUUUCGCCAUCACGGUUUUCCUUGUCAUCCACAUGAUGAGCGAAUUGAUUCGGCGGGUGUCAAAACAGCAUGAUGACCUCUGGAGAGCACAGGUUGCUGCAACAACUCUCCUUCUUGAGCGUCGACUCCCAAGAUGCUUGUUUCCUCGUUUGGGAAUCUGCGGAAGGAAAUAUGGACUUGGAGACAACUGGUAUCUCCGAGUGGAUAACCGGAAUGAUAAUGCUGUCUUGAAGAUCCACUCUUAUGGCAAAACGGUGGAAACCAAAGGACAUGAGGAAAGCAUGGAGAAAGAUGAGACAUCGGACAAGAAUGAAAGCCAGCAAAGGCCGUGUCAGGGGUGGCAGAUGGUGAGGCAGAGGAGGAUGGGUCAGAAUUGCAGCGACCUUUACAAUGAGGGCAGUGCUGAGUCCUGCUUCAUUUAAAGUCCCAAAGAUAUUGCCUACAGUGGUCCUUUAAAUACUUCUCUUCCAGUUCUAUAUCAGCCUAAUCUUCAAUCAACAGUUUGAAGGCUCAAUAGAUCACAGAUAAGCCAAUAGUUGGUGUUGGUCUUAGAUUUGCUUCUGUAGAUUAUUCAGCUCAAGUUUACCACACAGACGAUAGUUCCUUCUCAUUUAAUGUAAUCUUUGAGAUCCUAAAUAUCUUAAUUUUUUCUAGAUGGUCGUACAGCCUGUGACUGCUGGUACUGUACCACUCAUGUGAGUAUAGCCACUUUUUAGCAUUGCCAAUUGAAUCAGGUUAAAUACCUGACUGGAUGAAAUCUAAAAAUAUUCCAGGGUGUAUAUCUAUAUAUGCCCAGGAAACAAGUACCCUUGCUCACUCAGUCUAUUUAUCAGAAAGGGCACAAAAUACUGAACAGCAGAAAUAAAUAUCCUGAUGUUGCUGAUUAAGAUGCAGCACCAUACCCAAUCAUUGAUAUUCUCACAACUGAGAGUUUGGGCCGGAUUUUAACUCUAUCUCAGUGAAUAGGUUGAAAUCAAGCUCAUAUAUCACUGGGUGCAUGCUAAAAACAUCAUUGAGUCUCUUUCCUGCUAUUGGUUUCUUUUCAGAAUGACCAUUGGGUCUAUUCAAACUGUCAGGGAGACCAUGAUCUUCAUCAAAGGGCAUGGAGUGCAGAGGAACAGAAAGUAAAAUUAGGAACUUCACCUUUUUGGCUCUCCCUGGCAUCUAGUAAGCUAUCUUGGCACUAUAUGGAUUUUCCAGUCUGCUUUUACAUAAGCACUUAGCUGAGCACUUAAAUCAAACCAUUCCCACAAGGGGGACUAGGGUCAACAUCAAGGCGAUAGGAACAGGAGAAGCUUAUGCAGCCCCUCGAGCCUGCGCUACCAUUCAAUUACAUCAUGGCUGAUCUUCACCAUAACCCCAUUUACUUGCAUUAGUUCCAAAUCCCUUAAUCCCCUUGCCUAAUAAAAAAU